This is a messenger RNA of Phalaenopsis equestris, 1159 nucleotides long. RefSeq names its product protein OSB1, mitochondrial-like. The record is from RefSeq and is a predicted model, not a curated record. Gene Ontology annotation, biological process: mitochondrial DNA replication; positive regulation of helicase activity. Gene Ontology annotation, cellular component: mitochondrial nucleoid. The coding region runs from base 79 to 912 and encodes 277 amino acids. Gene Ontology annotation, molecular function: single-stranded DNA binding. The transcript has 5 exons. NCBI's taxonomy places the organism in Eukaryota, Viridiplantae, Streptophyta, Magnoliopsida, Asparagales, Orchidaceae.
UGACCCGACACCGGCCUCUUGCUAUCGCGUUCUUGAUCUCUCUUCGGUAACCAAAACCCUAGAUCGCUACCAGCGGACAUGAGAUCGUUAUCUCGAUUCCUCUCUUCCUACAUCAUUUCACAGAGUCUCCUAGACGGCUUAUCUUCCGGCCAUUUUGUAAGCUUCUUCUCUUCCUUCAGCAGCGGAAAUGAAGUACCCGAAAGCAUCGCCUACCGCCGUUCAAUGCUCCGUCCGCCUUCCAUUGUGGCACCUCCGAAGCUGCGCUACAAUGCGUGCAGCUUCAUCGGGACUGUCGUGAGCCGCGUGCAAUGCUCCGGCAAGUGCAGCCGCGGCCUGAGGGCUUUCGCCUUCCUAAAAGUGAAAAGCGAUCCGCGAUUGCAGAUCUCCUCUUAUUUCCGUGUUUGCUUAUGGAUGCAGGGUAAGCUGGCAGAAAUAUCACUUCAGCAUUUGAAACUGAAUGAUUUCAUUUACGUUUCUGGUCCUUUGGGUUCAUAUGAAAAACUUAAUUCAGCUGGUCAGCCUGAGGUCAUUUACAAGGUUUUUGUUCAAGAGUUGAACUACAUUUCACGAGUCGAUCGAAACUGCACAACAUCGACGCCGGCAGAACAACAUUCUGAGAAAUCGUUAUCUUCCCCUUCUGGUGCUCGGAGGGAGGAGAUGUCAGAAAGGUUGCAUUUGUGGCAAUUAUUCUUUGCCAGCCCCAGUGAUUGGUGGGACAAUAGGCGCCCUAAGAAAAACCCUAACUCUCCAGAUUUCAAACACAGGGAUACCAAGGAAUGUUUGUGGCUAAGUCCAAAUGACCCUCAUUGGGUAAGAGAGCAGCUUAGACUGUAUGAUGCUAACACGGGAGGUGGAUUUAAGAGGGAUUCCAUUGAUUUACUUGCUUCAUACAAGUGGGAAUUCAAGGAUUGAUAGAAGAAGCAAGUGUCUGGGCAUUUGAAGUGGGAAUUCCUCUAGAUAUCUUGAUACAAUUCUCUCAAGAGAAAAUGCUGCAUGGAAUUGGUUUCUCAAAUAGCAGAAGCUGGCAAGUGAAUGGAUGGGCGGGCCGGUGGCCGCGCGGGCAAGCGUGUGCGUGCGUGUACAUCCGUGUAAAAAUUGGGUGUUAGAUAUAUAAAUGCAUUGGAAUUAAGUUUUAUGUAUGUAUAUCUUCCUAUACUUU